Menidia menidia (Atlantic silverside) is the source of this 4832-nucleotide messenger RNA. NCBI's taxonomy places the organism in Eukaryota, Metazoa, Chordata, Actinopteri, Atheriniformes, Atherinopsidae. The record is from the annotation of a GenBank genome assembly.
AUGUGUAGGGAUGCUGAGUGUCCACCUGAUACCACUCUGAGCCCGGGGGAGGGUCUCUCCCGUCUCCACUCCAUGCGCCAUAACACGGCCGAGCUCUGGCAGGCGCACAGGCAAGGCUGGAGGUGGUGCCGACAUCACCAGAUAGGAGGUAGUCUCCGUGCUACGUUGCCAGAAGAUGACAGAUAUGCUCUGGCCUGUGCCGUGACCCGUGCGCUCAGCAUGCCCCGCAGCAUUGGGUUGUACAGUGGGAUGGGGGGGUGCGCGAGUGGAAAUGACUGGCUCUGUGGGGUGACAAUGGUGUUGUUUCUGAUGGGAAUCUCUGUUGCCGUGAAUAACUCAUCCCAUGAGAACCAAACUGCAGAAAACCCUACUCACCAGGGAGCUCAUGUCCUUCCUUCAACCCUAGUCUUGUCCCUCCUUCUAAUCAUCGUUGUCCUAUUGACGAUCUACUGCCUGAGGUUCAAAAACCACAGGAAAGCCCUGGUUACAUCCGUGGAUAAAAAGAUUCCAAAUGGCUUCUUGGAGGAACAAGGAGAGCAGACAGUGGUCCUGCUCCCCAGAUCUCCCUCGCCAUCCAAGAGGUACUUCCCCAUCCCACUGGACUCGCUGGAGGAGGAGUACAGAAUUCGCUCUGCCGAUGACGGCAAGCUCUUCAGAGAAGAGUUCAAUUCACUGCCUUGUUACUACCACCAUGGGUCCUUUGAGGAGGCCAACAGAGAGCAUAACAGGGAGAAAAACAGAUACCCAAACAUUUUGCCAUAUGAUCAUUCGAGGGUGGUGUUGAGUCAUCUUGAUGGAUAUUUGUGCUCAGACUAUAUAAAUGCGUCUUAUAUAGAUGGGUUUAAAGAAAAGAACAAAUUCAUCGCAGCUCAAGGACCAAAGCCUGAGACUGUGACCGACUUCUGGCAGAUGAUAUGGGAGCAGAAAACUGCAACUAUAGUAAUGCUGACCAAUCUGAAAGAAAGGAAGGAGGAAAAAUGUUAUCAGUACUGGCCAGAAAAAGGUUGCUGGAUGUAUGGAAAUGUCCGAGUGGCACUGGAGGACAUCACUGUACUGGUGGACUACACCGUCAGAAAAUUCUGUGUCCAAUAUCAAGGCAGCGAUGGACCUCGAGCCCCUCGGCUAGUCACCCAGCUUCACUUCACCAGCUGGCCAGACUUCGGGGUGCCAUUCACGCCCAUCGGCAUGCUGAAGUUCCUCAAGAAGGUCAAGGCUGUCAAUCCAUCCUAUGCUGGGCCGAUUGUUGUUCACUGCAGUGCCGGAGUCGGUAGGACUGGGACAUUCAUUGUCAUUGACAGCAUGAUCGACAUGAUGCACAUGGAGCAGAGAGUGGAUGUCUUUGGCUUUGUGAGCAGAAUACGAGAGCAGCGCUGUCAACUUAUCCAGACAGAUAUGCAGUACUCCUUCAUCUAUCAGGCUCUGCUGGAGUAUUAUCUGUAUGGAGACACAGAGCUGGAUGUGUGCUCUCUGGAGGGCCAUCUGCAGAGGCUUCACAACACCAGGGCUCCCCACGACAGGCUGGGCCUGGAGGAGGAAUUCAGGAAGCUGACCAACGUCCGCAUAAUGAAGGAGAACAUGAGAACCGGUAACCUUCCUGCCAACAUGAAAAAGAACCGAGUGCUUCAGAUCAUUCCGUAUGAUUUCAACCGCGUUAUUCUCUCUGUGAAAAGAGGACAGGAGUUCACUGACUACAUCAAUGCCUCCUUUAUUGAUGGCUACAGGCAGAAGGACUAUUUUAUCGCAACCCAGGGCCCCUUGUCUCACACGGUGGAGGACUUCUGGAGGAUGGUGUGGGAGUGGAGGUGUCAUUCAGUUGUUAUGCUCACCGAACUCAAAGAGAGGGAGCAGGAAAAGUGUUUCCAGUAUUGGCCAUCAGAGGGCACUGUAACAUUUGGAGAUUACACCGUGGAGCUCACUGGAGAUUCACAUUGUGAAACAUUCACUCGCCGAGACAUGAUUCUCACCUACAAGCCAGAAAAGCAGUCACAACAUGUCCGCCACUUCCACUUCCAUGGAUGGCCUGAGAUUGGAAUACCAGCUGAGGGAAGGGGGAUGAUUGACAUUAUUGCCGCCGUGCAGAGGCAACAGCAGCAGUCUGGAAACCGUCCCAUAAUUGUACACUGCAGUGCUGGUGCAGGACGGACGGGCACCUUUGUUGCGCUCAGCAACAUUUUGGAGAGAGUGAAAGCCGAAGGGCUCCUGGAUGUUUUUCAGACUGUCAAGAGUUUACGUAUGCAGAGGCCACACAUGGUUCAGACAGUGGAACAAUAUGACUUCUGCUACAGGGUAGUCCAGGAUUUUAUUGACAUUUUCUCAGACUACGCCAAUUUUAAAUAACACUGUAAUCCAUAUUAAACCAUUUUUUCUGUAAGAAUUUGUCAAAGUCACAUAUGCAGUUUUUUGCUGAAUGUUGUUUUUUAAGGCUUUUUACAUUUUGCACUCAAUAACCGAUCUUAGAAAAAUUGUAAUAUACUGUAUCUGAACUGAACAUCUGUGACACCAGGGCGCUUGUCUUUUUCAUGAAUGUUUGAUUAGAAAGUACCCAAAUGGAAAUUACAAGAAAUGAAAGUGGUUACUCAUUUGUUUUAUUGGUAGAAUUUAGCAAUAUAUUAUUUUUAAUUGCUAACCUUCUUCUAUUUAUUGCACAGAGAUACAUUUAUUUUCUGCUUUAUUUUUAAAACUAUGCCUUUUGAUUUGAAUUAGUCUUGUAUUUAAUAUUGCCUAUGUUAGAUUGCUGUGGAGAAAAUGAAUUGUGUUUGAUAAAUAGGAUAACAUUCUCAAGACUUGUAAAUUGAAUAAUAUCUUAUUUGUCUUGUACAUAUAAAGAUGUACGUUUAGCUCCACCAGAGACAUAAAAUUUCAUACACUCUCAUUUGUGUAAAUUACCUCAAUACUGUCUUGGAAUAACUUAACUGCUGCCUCUUGGAAUUUUAUUCAACCUUAUUCAAUUUUAUUUGACUUUUCAUUUAUUGUGUGGCAAAAUGAAAUCACCCCACAUUGAAAGAGGCAGAGAAUUAAAUGUUAUUACAUUAACUGCUUUAAGGAAUCAUUUUUGUACACUUUAACAUGCCAACUUUACACUUAAAUGUUUGAAGAAAGUAGUGCCAUAUUGAUUAGACAUAGUUCUAAUCAUGAAAAACUUGUCACAAAGUGACAUAAUAUUAACUACGAACCUCAUGUUUACUGUAUGUUUGACUUAAAUGUGACAAAUUCAUUUUUAAAAGCAAAUUCUUUUCAAAUGUUGGUGACAGAGAUCAUUAAUUAACUGCUUGUACAAACAUUUUUUAAGAAUUCAUGUAUACAAAAUUUACCCUAAUUUCAUUUAUUGCAAAUGAGUGUGUUAGAAAUCAAGCGUGAAAAUAUUUAUGCUUGGAUGACAUAAUUGAAAAUGAUGCUGCUGAACUAUCUCCAUUCGCAGGAACAAAAAUGGAGCAUGUCAGGGACAUUAAAAAGCACGUUUUUCAAUAUCCAUUGCUUCGCCAAUAAUUACACAUGCUCACACAGAUUGAUCAUCCAUGCAAGCUACACAAAUAAUUCAUUAUUUACCUUAGUGUCAUAGCAAAAAGAAAAAGAGAAGAUUUUUUCAAGACUUCUGCUCAUCCAAAACAUGAAUUGCAGAGGUUUGAAGUUUGAGUGAAUAACUUUUGACUGUGUUUCUACCUCCAUUACCUUUGUAAGAUUAGUUAAUACACACUGAUCAUAUUGUUAUUUAGUGUACAUAGAUAUCCACUAUGUUCAUUUAUCAUUACUAACUGCAUUACUAACAAAUAUAUUAUUUUGCUGAAGGAAUAACAAUUAGGGUAAUGUCAUAAGGCCUUCCAGUUAAUGUAACAAAUGCACAAAAAUAUUAUUUCAAUGAUUUUUCUGCCUUUUGUAUCCGUGCAGAUGUCAAUAUCUAUUUGUUUGCUAAAAGCAAAAUAAAAUAAAAUGUAGAUGGAUUAUAUCCACACAUUGUCCUUUUUUUUUACUAUACAUUAAGCAUAUAACAAAGAUGUUUUAUUAAAUAUAUUAAAUGUUGCAUGAGCCCUUCUGGUGACGUGAGCAUAUCUAAGCACUUAGCCAACUCCAUUAAUGGUAUUUUGUGACCCAUUAGUCAGUAAAUGUGUCACACCUGCAAAGAGGGGAUUAUAAUCCUGGUUGCCGUGUACGACAUCUAUAAAAUCCCUCCCUGGCUAAUGUACCAUAUGCUAACACGACUAAUACAGAGGUGGGUUGGUAUUCACUUAAAUGGAUUCAGUGUUCAUUAAGUUAGAAUUACCCUUCUUGCUGUAUCAAUUACUGUUUAAAAUGUUUAUUAGCAUUGGGCGAUACUGUGCUGUGUAACCUCUGAUCUGUUGGCUGUGGAGCGGUAAGCGAGGAGCCUGUGACAUUAUUGUUUUAUUACAUAUUUAGCUUCCCCCUGCAGUUGUAAUGGAGGCGGGCAGCAGAGUUAUGGUGCAGGUGUUGUUGUUGGCGUUGGUGGUUCAGGUCAGUCUCUGCCAGCACUGGUCUUAUGGAUGGCUACCAGGUGGAAAGAGAAGUGUGGGAGAGCUGGAGGCAACCAUCAGGAUGAUGGGCACGGGAGGAGUGGUGACUCUUCCUGAAGAGGCAAGUGCCCAAAUCCAAGAGAGGCUUAGGCCAUACAGAGGAAUUAACGAUGAUUCCAGCCGCUUCGAAAGAAAAAAAAAGGUCCUUGAAUGAAUGAGGAGAAAGGAAAAAAGCAGAAGACAAACAAUGACGGAGUUGUUGUCAACACCAGAGACGGUUCACUGAAGAUGACUUGAUACUUCACCGUUUACUGCAUAAAUAACAAUUAAAUAUCUUUAAUCUUUGAAUUUGAAUAAACGUUUGAA